AUAAUCAUUUCAGUGGUUCCUCUGGAUUGUUUCUUCUUCUUCCCGUAUUUCUUUCCUGUGUUGUUUCUCUGUGUUCGUUAAUUGGAGAGUGAGAGAGAAAGAUGAGGGAGAUAAUAAGCAUACACAUCGGACAGGCAGGGAUCCAAGUUGGGAAUGCGUGCUGGGAGCUCUACUGCCUUGAACAUGGCAUUCAGCCCGAUGGUAUGAUGCCCAGUGACACCUCUGUCGGCGCUGCAACCGAUUCUUUUAACACCUUCUUCAGCGAAACUGGUUCUGGAAAUCAUGUGCCCAGAGCCAUAUUUGUUGAUCUUGAACCGACGGUUAUUGAUGAAGUCAGGACUGGGACUUACAGACAACUUUUUCAUCCCGAGCAACUUAUUUCUGGCAAAGAAGAUGCUGCAAACAAUUUUGCCCGAGGACACUACACAGUGGGGAAGGACAUUGUGGACCUAUGCCUUGACAGGGUAAGAAAAUUAGCCGAUAAUUGCACUGGCCUGCAAGGGUUUUUGGUAUUUAAUGCUGUUGGUGGUGGCACUGGUUCUGGUUUGGGUUCCUUACUUCUCGAACGAUUGUCUGUUGAUUAUGGAAAGAAGUCAAAGCUCGGUUUCACGAUUUAUCCUUCUCCUCAGGUCUCCACUGCUGUGGUAGAACCUUAUAAUAGCGUGCUUUCCACGCAUUCUCUCCUUGAACAUACAGACGUGGCUGUGCUUCUGGACAAUGAAGCCAUUUAUGAUAUCUGUAGGAGAUCUUUAGACAUUGAAAGGCCAACGUACACCAACUUGAAUCGUUUAAUAUCCCAAACGAUAUCUUCUUUGACAACUUCGUUGAGGUUUGACGGUGCCAUUAAUGUGGACAUUACGGAGUUUCAAACUAAUCUGGUUCCAUAUCCUCGUAUCCACUUUAUGCUCUCAUCUUAUGCCCCUGUAAUCUCCGCUGCAAAGGCCUACCAUGAGCAACUGUCAGUUCCUGAGAUCACAAGUUCUGUAUUUGAGCCCUCAAGUAUGAUGGCCAAGUGUGAUCCUAGGCAUGGGAAGUACAUGGCAUGCUGCUUGAUGUACCGUGGUGAUGUUGUACCGAAGGAUGUAAAUGCUGCUGUAGCUACCAUUAAGACAAAGAGGACAGUUCAGUUUGUGGACUGGUGCCCAACUGGUUUCAAAUGUGGUAUUAACUACCAGCCCCCGACAGUUGUACCAGGUGGUGAUCUUGCCAAGGUGCAACGUGCAGUUUGUAUGAUAAGCAACAACACUGCAGUAGCUGAGGUCUUCUCCCGAAUUGACCAUAAAUUUGACCUUAUGUAUUCCAAGCGGGCAUUUGUGCAUUGGUAUGUAGGUGAAGGGAUGGAGGAAGGUGAAUUCUCAGAAGCCCGUGAGGAUCUUGCUGCUCUUGAAAAAGACUACGAGGAAGUUGGGGCAGAAGGCGCUGAUGAUGAAGAGGAAGGGGAAGAUUACUGAACCAUAAUACUUUGGGAUUCACUUCGGAAGCAAUCUGUCUAUCCUGCUAGACCUCUCCAUUAUUUUGUUUCUUAUCUAGCUGUGCAUUUUUCUUUAUCCUUUUUUCUUUCGAAAGACAUGCACAUUGUGUUUUGGUUCUGCCCUUGUGAUGGUUUUGGAAGUACGUUUGCCGUGUAUAAGUAAUCAACUUUUCAUUACUUGGAAUGAACUAAUGUUGUCUUUGAAACAAUUGA
Malus domestica (apple) is the source of this 1684-nucleotide messenger RNA. Its product is annotated as tubulin alpha-5 chain. The record is from RefSeq and is a predicted model, not a curated record. Lineage: Eukaryota; Viridiplantae; Streptophyta; Magnoliopsida; Rosales; Rosaceae. Gene Ontology annotation, molecular function: GTP binding; structural constituent of cytoskeleton. Gene Ontology annotation, cellular component: microtubule; cytoplasm. Gene Ontology annotation, biological process: mitotic cell cycle; microtubule cytoskeleton organization.